GUUAACCUCCGAUUGCCCAGCCACUGCAUACCAACUAAACAACACAAACCUUGGCUUCCAUCUCCUCCUUUUCUGCAGCUAGCUCUGCAUUGACGCCCAUGAAAACGACCAAGUCCCUGGUCUUACUAUGCACAGUCCUUGCGGCGUGCCUCGCGCUCGCCGCAGCUGGCUGGUCUCCGGGCACCGCCACGUUCUACGGCGGAGCCGAUGGCUCCGGCACAAUGGGCGGCGCGUGCGGCUACGACAACCUGUACAACGCUGGGUACGGCGUUAACAACGCGGCGCUGAGCACGACGCUGUUCAACGACGGCGCGUCCUGCGGCCAGUGCUACAAGAUCACCUGCGACCGGUCACGCCCGGGCGGCCAGUACUGCAAGCCCGGCAACAGCAUCACCGUCACAGCGACCAACCUGUGCCCGCCCAACUACGCGCUCCCCAACGGCGGCUGGUGCGGCCCGGGGCGCCCCCACUUCGACAUGGCGCAGCCGGCGUGGGAGCACAUCGGCGUCUACCAGGCCGGCGUCGUCCCGGUCUUCUACCAGCAGGUCAAGUGCUCGCGCAGCGGCGGCGUGCGCUUCAGCAUCGCCGGCUCCAACUACUUCCUGCUCGUCAACAUCCAGAACCUCGCCGGCAGCGGCUCAGUGACCGCGGCCUGGGUCAAGGGCGACAAGACGGGCUGGAUCCAGAUGUCCAGGAACUGGGGCGCCAACUGGCAGGCGCUCUCCGGGCUCGUCGGCCAGAGCCUCAGCUUCGCCGUGACCAGCACCGGCGGGCAGUACAUUCAGUUCCUGAACGUCGUCCCGAGCUGGUGGCAGUUCGGCAUGGCCUUCACCACCAACAAGAAUUUCGUCCGCUAGCUAAACCGUGUGCAAGCAGCAUAGUUCUCUUUAUCUCCUUUGCAAGCAAUUCCGGGUGCUGUUGUGUCGAAUGGCGAGUGCGAGCUCUUGAUUUUCAUGGAGCCUUUUAUGCACUUGUGCCAUUGCAUCCUAGUUGGCCACCUGAAUGGCUUGUCUCCUACGUGAUGCUCCGACUGCAGGAGGAAAUAGCAAGGGUCUUUGGAAUGUUA
Messenger RNA from Panicum hallii, 1066 nucleotides. Its product is annotated as expansin-A31-like. Lineage: Eukaryota; Viridiplantae; Streptophyta; Magnoliopsida; Poales; Poaceae. Gene Ontology annotation, cellular component: extracellular region. The record is from RefSeq and is a predicted model, not a curated record. The transcript is spliced from 2 exons. Gene Ontology annotation, biological process: plant-type cell wall organization. The coding region runs from base 99 to 857 and encodes 252 amino acids.